Messenger RNA from Morus notabilis, 2794 nucleotides. RefSeq names its product nudix hydrolase 3. Lineage: Eukaryota; Viridiplantae; Streptophyta; Magnoliopsida; Rosales; Moraceae. Gene Ontology annotation, molecular function: dipeptidyl-peptidase activity. The transcript is spliced from 21 exons. Gene Ontology annotation, cellular component: cytoplasm. The record is from RefSeq and is a predicted model, not a curated record. Bases 105 to 2441 code for a protein of 778 amino acids.
UUGCUUCUUCUACCUGGCAGGGAAUAAGAAUUUUAAAAAAUUCCUACUUCCUAUUUAUUCAUAAAAAAACAAUAUAUGUUUAGACUUAGCUUAGAGACGGAGCAAUGGCGGUGGGCGAUGCUGGCUUGCAAGAGGAACACCUCGACGUCCUCACUCAAACCGGUCAAAAGACUGGUAUUUCCAAACCCAGAGGAGAUGUGCAUCGAGAUGGGGAUUACCAUCGAGCAGUUCAUGUGUGGAUUUACGCCGAGAAUACGCAAGAAUUGCUUCUCCAACGGCGCGCUGACUGCAAGGAUUCAUGGCCAGGAUUUUGGGAUAUCUCCAGCGCCGGCCACAUAUCCACCGGCGACUCGUCGCUUAUAACGGCUAGGAGGGAGCUUCAAGAAGAACUUGGUGUAAUCCUUCCAAAGGAUGCAUUUGAGAAGAUAUUCGUUUAUCUUGAAGAGUGUGUCACAAAUGACGGCACAUUCAUCAACAAUGAAUUCAGUGACGUAUAUUUGGUAACAACAUUAGAUCCAAUCCCUCUUGAGGCAUUUACUCUUCAGGAAAUAGAAGUCUCUGCAGUUAAAUAUAUCUCUUACAAGGAAUAUAGAAGCUUGCUUGCAAAAGAAGAUCCAGAAUAUGUCCCCUAUGAUGUAAAUGGAAAAUAUGGUCAGCUAUUUGACAUAAUUGAAAGAAGGUACACAGAGAACAAUGUAGCACGUUGUCUAACCCUACAGAACCAACUACGUCGAUAUGCUCCUGUUUCACUCGAUCCAGAGUUGACUGGGUUUUCAGAAGCUGAUAAGGAGGCUCUAGCACUACUUAUUAAGGCUGCAACAAUCAUGGAUGAAAUAUUUCAUCAGCAGGUUUGGUACAGUAAUCCUGAUCUAAGAGCUUGGUUGAAGGAGCAUAUGAAUGCAACAGAUAUAGACAAGUUAAAAUGGGCCUAUUAUUUGAUUAAUAAGAGUCCAUGGUCUUGCCUUGAUGAGAACGAGGCAUUUUUGACAACUGCAGAUUCUGCCAUAAAGUUGCUUCCUGAUGCCACAAGAGCAGUUACAGGGUGGAAGGGUCUCGAAUACAAAGCUGCAUUUCCCAUGCUGAAACCACCCGGUGCAAAUUUCUAUCCUCCAGAUAUGGACAAAAUGGAAUUUGAACUAUGGAAGAGCAGCUUAACAGAUUCCCAAAAACAAGAUGCAACUGGCUUUUUCAAUGUCAUCAAAAGGCACAGCGAAUUCAAUCUGGAUUCUUCGAUUUAUAAUAAGACACUUGAUGAUACAGAGAAGCUAGUGCAAUCGACUAAUGAUCUAUAUAUUGUUCCAUUCUCUGAAGAGUACAAUUCUUUCCUUGCAAAGGCCGCUAAGUUGUUGCAUAAAGCCGGUGAUUUGAGCAGCUCACCUAGAUUUCUUCAUAGCAGAGCUGAUGCUUUCCUUUCAAAUGACUACUAUGACUCAGAUAUUGCCUGGAUGAAGUUGGACUCAAAGCUGGAUGUUACUAUUGGUCCAUAUGAGACGUACGAAGAUACACUCUUUGGGUACAAGGCUACAUUUGAAGCAUUUAUCGGUGUUAGGGAUGACAAAGCAACAGCUCAAGUAGAACUUUUUGGUGAUAAUUUGCAGGUUUUGGAACAAAAUCUUCCCUUGGACAAUAUGUACAAAUCAAAAGAUGUGAUUGCGGCUCCAAUUAGAGUCAUCAACCUCCUCUAUAAUGCCGGGGAUGUGAAGGGUCCUCAAACUGUCGCCUUCAAUCUACCAAAUGACGAGCGCAUAGUAAAAGAUCACGGAACAUCAAUGGUUAUGCUUAAGAAUGUUUCGGAGGCCAAGUUCAAGCAUAUUCUUCAGCCUAUAGCUGAUGAGUGUAUUACGAAGGAACAACAAGAACUUGUGGAUUUUGACUCUUUCUUCACUCACACUAUCUGCCAUGAGUGCUGCCAUGGGAUUGGACCUCAUUCCAUAGUACUUCCAAAUGGGGAAAAGUCUACUGUUAGAUUGGAGCUGCAAGAACUUCACUCUGCUUUGGAAGAAGCAAAAGCUGACAUAGUAGGCCUUUGGGCGCUAAGGUACUUAAUCGACCAGGAUUUGCUUCCAAAGAGUUUGUUGAAAUCCAUGUAUGUUUCCUUCCUUGCGGGAUGCUUCCGCUCAGUACGUUUCGGUUUGGAAGAAGCUCAUGGCAAAGGUCAAGCACUGCAGUUUAAUUGGUUAUAUGAGAAAGGGGCCUUUAUUUUGCAUUCCGACGAAAAAUUUUCUGUGGAUUUCACCAAGGUUGAAGGUGCGGUUGAAAGCUUAAGUAGGGAGAUACUCACAAUACAAGCAAAAGGCGACAAAGAGGCUGCUAAUUUACUUCUUCAGAAAUACUGUAAACUGACAGAACCAUUGAACAUUGCUUUGGGGAAACUAGAGAACGUUCAGGUACCCGUCGAUAUAGUUCCCUCCUUUCCUAUUGCAAACAGGAUAUUGGAGUAAAGGUGCCAAACUUCUUGCUAUCAUCUUUGUCAUCCAUACGAAAUGAGAAAUGCGAUUCCUAUUGCAAACAGGAUAUUGGAGUAAAGGUGCCAAACUUCUUGCUAUCAUCUUUGUCAUCCAUACGAAAUGAGAAAUGCGAUACACGUCGCUCGGCAUGCUAAUGAAUGACAAUUUUAUACAAAUACAAUUGCAUAAUGCUCUUGAUUCUGGUGUCCUUGUUUGGAUAGAUGAUGUACACUUGAUAACAAUAAGACAGUUCUGAGUAUCUAAGAAGCUGACUUUACUAUGUUGAUGGAGCAAUCUCCUUUGCUUCUUUUGUUGUAUGAGCUUGGAGUUAAGAGAAUUGAAGAUAA